Hippocampus comes (tiger tail seahorse) is the source of this 1349-nucleotide messenger RNA. RefSeq names its product UPF0575 protein C19orf67 homolog. The record is from RefSeq and is a predicted model, not a curated record. The coding region runs from base 113 to 1012 and encodes 299 amino acids. Lineage: Eukaryota; Metazoa; Chordata; Actinopteri; Syngnathiformes; Syngnathidae. The transcript is spliced from 8 exons.
CCUUUGUCAAAAGUUACCCCAGCCUCUAAUUGCAGCAAGCAUCGAUUUCUUCGUUGAAAUAGCCUCAGCGGAAUUUUAGAUACACAAGGCCAUUUGGAAGAGCGUCACGAGAAUGUCAGCAAACAGGACAGACGUCGAAGAUACGGUGGUUGAACAGUCAGCGCAAGUACCGCAGGAGGUCGGCGAGGCUCUGGCGCCCCAGAGUGGCCAUCCAACAUCAAGCUGCUGCAUGCCGGUAAGCUGGACCACGUUGAACCUUAGUUCUAUUGAGCUGCAGGUCCAGUUUCCCAUCAGCCAAGCAGAAAACUUGCACAAAGAAAUUGCUAAACGUAAGGCAAAAAAAGACAGUGAGCCUUGGGUCAGAGAAUUGAGGGCGUUCAUCCAUGCAUGUCAGCCUUACUUCAACUUCCUGGAAUCCACAGCCAGAACCAAGAUGUUGUGCCCUGAUGACCUGUUGGAGCUCUCUCAGCAACUGUGUGAUGUAUUGGAACGUCUGGUGUUGGACUCUGCCAGCUGCAAUCUCCUCACAUUGGACCAGACAGAUCCUGACAAUAUGUCUGACUUCUGCAUCGGCCAAAUAGAGCUGCAGCGACUGAGACUGAGCGUGACCAUGUUCCGCUACUGUAAGCCCACGCCGUACCUGGCAAGGUUCAACACCGGCGUGUUCAAGCGCAUGCGCUGGAACGUGGAGAGACUUGAUGAUGGGUACAAAAAGUACUACUACCUGUGCUGUGAGGAUACUCCAAAUAUACACGCAGAUAGUGACAAAUAUGAUAUCACAGUGGUGCGGAUGUGGUCCAUUGGUCAGUGGGUGCAGGUGAAGCCUGACCCCAACACUGAGAGCAUCGUUGACUGGGUGCUUUGCGACGUUCCAGAGGGCGACUUCGAAAAGCUGCUGUUUCUGGGCGAACAAGAGCCGUCCAGCCACAGAGCCACCGACCAACUUCUAAAGCUGCUCAUGUCCCAGGAGGGCAUCUCACCUCAGCUGGACUUGAGACUCAGUCAGGUUUGAGGAGGAUAUUGUUCUGUUGUAAACAAGUAUAGGUUUGGACAAAGGGGCUCAGAGUUAGAUACAGCUCAAGCAGGAUUUCAGAGUCAUGUGAGGGGACUUGGGAUACCAAUAUCUCCAUAAGCAGAACCGCGUUAUAGUUACAAGACUCCUUACCUCAUGUCUGUUUCAGUAUUAAGUGUCGAAAGUGACAUUUUGUCUUUUAAGUCUGUUUGGCUUUGAAACGUUGACAUUUUUGCACUGUUUACAGUUUGCUUACAACCUCUUGUCUAGAAAUAUUUAAUAUACAGUUAUGUUAUUCUAAGCUUUAGACACUUUAAAAUUGACCUUUUGUAAUUUU